This is a messenger RNA of Pantherophis guttatus, 11947 nucleotides long. RefSeq names its product muscleblind like splicing regulator 3 (gene MBNL3). The record is from RefSeq and is a predicted model, not a curated record. Lineage: Eukaryota; Metazoa; Chordata; Lepidosauria; Squamata; Colubridae. Gene Ontology annotation, biological process: regulation of RNA splicing. Gene Ontology annotation, cellular component: cytoplasm; nucleoplasm. Gene Ontology annotation, molecular function: RNA binding; metal ion binding.
CUCCUCCGAAGAUGGCGGCCCGCACGAGCCCCUCAUGCUAGGCGCGCGCCGCAGCCCCAGCCCGCCUCCAGGGCCCGCGGAGAGCUGCUUCCCCCGCCGCCUCAGCCGCCGCCGCCUCGCUCCCCUCAGCCGCCUCAGCAGCCGCAGCCGCAGCGGAGCGCCGCGCAAGGUCGCUGAAAAGUGCCUUCCUUGAAACUGGCAUCGCUACAGCUGCUUCGACCCCCGACUUGGGCUUUCCCUCACCUGCACUCCGAAGGGGAUCGAGAGCGCCCACGACUCACAGCCGCCUUCGAGCCCUUCUGCCCGCCCCCUUCUUUGGAAAGAAGCCCCCCUCUAUUGCUGCUCGGUGCGUGUGGGACAUCUCGGCCAGCCGUUGAACCGCCAUCACUUGUCUUUUCCCUCACCUUUUCCCAUUCGGUUCGCUCGGUCAUCUUUGUGCCCCCUUUUUCUUCCCAACUAUGUAACAAACUCGAUCCUGUACAAAAAAGAAACGAAGAAGAAAGACAAAAACACAAGAGGAAGGAAAUAGAGAGAGGGAAAAAAAGAGAAACUUUUCUUCCACCAGUGGUAUUAACACUUGCAGCUUUUGCAAAUGUUUCAGGCACAGGAUGAAAGGAUAGAAACUUGCUAAAGGUUUCUUUUCUGCCAAGCAACAAAAACCAUUCCCUCAGCCUGUACCCUUGCAGCUGCGUUUUCUUGGACUGAUCUGGUUUUGUGGGAGGAUAGUGGAAACCCAUAACUUGAGAGCACAGAAACCUGUGAGGACGCAGUAACAGAGGAAAGCGAGUUGUUUUGAAAUAAUUUUGGCAGUGGCACAAAACAUUACAUAUAUAUAUAUACAUAAAUAUAUAUAUAUACAUAUACAUAUAUACAUAUAUAUAAAAACAUAUAUAAAUAUAUAACAUUUCUAUUUUAACUUUGACAAUUGCACUUUUAGGAGCUGGCCUCUAAUUUGAUUUUUUUAGUUAAUUCUGAUGAGAUUUCUAUUUUAUGAUUGGCUAAAAGUUUAACCUUUUCUUUUCGACAAGCAUAAUUUGAGUUCGAUGAAACCUAAGUGCUGACGAAUAGAAAUUUUACCAAAGCAACAAAGUUAUUUCUUCACAUUUUUAACUUGAAUUUCCUUUUGAUAAAGAAAUCCCCCCGACACACACAUACACACACACACACACACACACAGACAUUUUCCCUUUCUUCAAAAGAAAUCAUUAGUAUUCACCCGAAGAACGUCGUGUUCCCCUUUUCCUCUCCUUUUUACCCCCUUUUGGGGGCAGUUUUUUAAAUAUGGCGCUGAACGUUUCCUUGGUCCGUGACACAAAAUGGCUGACGCUGGAAGUCUGUCGGGAGUUCCAGCGAGGAACCUGCUCUCGUUCUGACACAGAGUGCAAGUUUGCCCACCCUUCCCGGAGCUGCCACGUGGAAAACGGACGCGUUAUCGCCUGCUUUGAUUCCCUGAAGGGUCGGUGCACUCGAGAAAACUGCAAAUACCUUCACCCUCCACCACACUUAAAAACACAACUUGAAAUCAACGGGCGCAACAACUUGAUCCAGCAAAAGACAGCCGCUGCCAUGUUUGCACAGCAAAUGCAGUUCAUGGUGCCUGGAGCUCAGCUGCAGCCGAUCACAACGUUUCCUGUGACUCCUUCGCUUGCAACCAGCCCCACCAUGGCGUUCAGCCCCUACUUAAGCCACGUUUCUCCAGGGAUGGGCUUGAUGCCUGCAGAGCUCUUACCAAACACCCCCGUUCUGGUGUCCAGCAACCCUGCGGUUUCGGUACCCGGUGGCUCCGCGGGGCAGAAACUCAUGAGGACAGAUAAAUUAGAGGUGUGCCGAGAGUUUCAGCGUGGAAAUUGCACGCGGGGCGAGAACGACUGCCGCUACGCUCACCCGAUCGAUAUUGCCAUGAUUGACACCAAUGAGAACACGGUCACGGUGUGCAUGGAUUACAUCAAAGGCCGAUGCUCCAGGGAGAAAUGCAAGUACUUUCACCCCCCUGCGCAUUUGCAAGCUAAAAUCAAGGCAGCUCAGCACCAGGUGAAUCAGACUGCUGCAGCCGCAAUGACACAGCCAGCUCUCCGAUCACAGAAGCGACCCCUGGAGGCAAACUUUGACCUGGCAUUGCCACCUGGUGCCCUUCAACCUUUACCAAAGAGGCCAGCACUUGAAAAAAACAACGGUGCCACCACAGUCUUCAGCCCAAGCGUUUUUCACUACCAGCAGGCCCUUGCCAACAUGCAGUUGCAACAGCCUGCCUUUAUCCCAACAGGGUCUGUGCUGUGCAUGGCACCCGCAGCAAACGUUGUUUCCAUGAUGCACGGUGCUACGCCCACCACUGUUUCUGCAGCAACUACACCCGCCACCAGCGUUCCUUUCGCUGCAACUGCAACAGCCAAUCAGAUCUCCCAGUUAUCGGUCGAUGAACUGAACAGCAGCAUGUUUGUGUCCCAGAUGUAGAAGCCAGACAACACGUCCUGUUGGCCUCCUGGAGCAGAAACGGUGGCACCCCCUGUGCGUCUUGUUUCCUUCUCCUCUCCCGGUGGGAAGCUGAAGUGGGCUCUCUGUGCUUUCUGCCCCCUUUUCCGUCUCUCCCUCCGGCAUCGACAGUAAGCCUACGGCAAACAUCCAUGUUAACCAAAAACUGAUCUGUGGGAAUGUCAAAACAAUUUUUUUUUAAAAAAAGCACUAUAUAUAAAAAAAACGAUUAAGAAAACAGUGCUCUGUUAUAUGAGACAUAGAAGUAGAGAACUAUAAAAUAGACUUUUAUAACACCUUACUUUAACACACUUUUUUAAAAGUGGGGUUUUAUUUUUUCCUGUCUACCAUCAAGACAAAGUGCUCUUGCACAGUGGACUUAACUAGGUUAAUUGUUCUAUCGUCAAUGGAUAAAUGUUUGUCUGUUUUUCAAAGUGUUAUCUUAAUGUUUUGUUUACAUCCUAGUCUAUAUUGACUUUAUUUGGAGAGACAAAAAAAAGUUGUACAUCAUUAUCAAGUAUAUUCCACACCAUUUUUUUUUCACGAUCAUGAUACCUUACAUUUUCAUAGAUGACCGUUGUUAUCAAUUUCCCUUCCCCUCCCCCUUUUUGAAACGAUAUGCUAUAAAGGUUGCAAUGGGAAACAGGAAGGCCUUGCUUUUAAAAAAACAACAACGGAAGAUCUGAAGAUAUUCAGACAGGUUGCAGGUGGUUUCUGAUCAGGUUGAUUUCUAAACAUUGCAAAUAGUGCAAAAAGCAAAAAGAAAAACCACUUGUCUGGAAACAGACCAGAAAGUAAAAAUGGACCAGGGACUAAAUGCUGAAGAAUUUUCACUGGAGGGCAGAAAGUAUUGGCCAGAAAAAAAGAUUUCUGUUUUCAGUUACAAUUUCCUGCAGUAUGUGGCCUUCAACUUCCUAAUACUUUAGUGACUAGGUUUUAAAGAAAUCAUGUUGAAGAAGAUUGAUUCUUUUUAUUAAACAAAAAAAAAAUGGGCCUUUUUUACCGUCAAAAUCAAAGUUAAUCUGUAAUAUAUACAGAACAAAAAAAGAAACAGGCGUAACCCAAGAUAUGGGGUUAUCUUAGAUCAGAUAAGUAGCACCAAGCAGAUGCCUCAGUUCUCCAUUCGCUACUUCUCUUGCCAAUAAUAACGUUGAUUAAUUAAAGGGCACUUAGAAAACCUACGCAUGGACAGCAUUUCCAUCUGUCAAUUGCAAAAGGCUGCCCUAACUUGGAACCACUUGUGUAUUGCACCAAUACAUUAUAACCUCCCAGGUCCUUGGGAAGAUCUGGAUGGGUAUGAAGGCCAAACCCAGCUAAAGAGCUGGCAGCUGUGAUUUCACAUCGCUGUGUAUGUAAUAGUAACGAAUUUCCUUGCCUCCAAUCAUGUAGAGAAACAAAACAAGUCUUAACAGCUUUCCCAGAAAUUUUCAUUUUCUUUUUCAAAUAGGUUAACGCUUUCCUGUCCGUAAGCAACUGAUUUUACAAAUGUAGAGUUUAGGAUUUAGGAUCUGGAGGUAAUUCUAGAUGCAUUCGCCCUCAGAGCUCGUUUGUUUUAAUUCGGUGAGCUUGGCAUCCCCGUACAAAUGGUUGGAUGAAGAACCAGCUGGUGCUCCGUUCUGAAACAUGAGAGUCUUUGGUCAUUUUUACUUUCGGGGGUCAAAUCGGGGGUGUCCAAUCUUGGCAACAUUAAGACCAAUGGACUAAGACUGGGGGAUUCUGGGAGUUGCCAAGGUUGGACAGCCCUGAGGUAAAUUGAGAUGCCUUUCCAAAAUUGGAACCCCAUAAAAUCCAGAAACAAGGAGAGCCGCUGAUUGAUGGAAACAUGGAAAUCGGCCUCCGGAGAACUAAGCCCUCUGGUGCUACUUUGAAGACUUACCGAAUAUUCAUCUAACUCCUUAAAUUUGGCAUCCUGGCACGUCUGAAUGUCCUUCAGGUCCUGGUUGCAGACUUCCUGUUUCCUGGCUUUGUAACCGAGUUAAUGGAGAAAAACAGGAUUUGAAUACUCCUUAGGAGCAGAUAGUUAUAUAUUUUAAAGAUGGUGGCGGCAGCGGUGGCGAUGAUGAUGAUGAUGAUGAUAUGGGAUUUGCACAACCUGUGGCAGUGCCUCUACAGAGAACAUCCCUGAUCUCUAGUUGGAAAGAUGAUUAGACACAUGCACACACACACACACACACACUUGUGUACACAACGCCGGUGUUAGCUUUACGUUCUUCAAAGCGAGGAGGCGGAGCAUCCGUUUUUCAGUGCGACGUAGAUGGAGAUUUGUGUAAUCUUGUCACUUUGAUGUAACUCUUUCCGGUUUUCUCUGAAUGAUGUUGAGAAGCAAAAAAUAUAUAUAAUUCUUGCGUAGAUGUGCACGGAAUGUAAGCCUAACACAUUUCCACAGCAUUCAGUUUCACAGCUUUUAAAAGUGCUCGGAAGGAUGUAGGAGCCAAAAAAAAAAAGGGUGGGGGUAGUAGGAGAGAUUGACUCCUAGCUAUCUUUAUCAAAGUGUCCUCUAACCUGUUGAAAAACCUCCUGCAACAGACAUUGAAACCCAUCAUACGACCACACACAUAGCACAUCUCACAUGCACGCACACACAUGCACACACUUUAUAUGGAGAUCCAGUGAUAGGUGUGUCAGGGUAACUUUUCUAGGUGCCACAAGAAUUUUUUCUUUCUUCUUGUUUUUUAAUAUCAACUUUUGCAAAUUUAGUGUUUGUUUGUAAGAGAGAGAGAGGGAAAAAAAGUUUUGAGGAAGAAGAAGAAGAAGAAGAAAAAGCAAAGCUUGAAGCUUUGGAAACUUCACCAAAUUUCAACCCGAGGGUGGGAAUAGAAAUGCCAUUUGUGAGGGUAGCACUAUUAAAAGAUUGUUUGUGCAAUGACUUCUUUAUUCAAGAAAGAAAGAAAAAGAAAAAAAAAACACAGUCGGCAGACUAUAAAUUCCUUAGGAGCUGCAUUCUGUCUACAAAGUCGCUGAGCUAUUUGGUGACUCUAAAAUCAAAUCUCCCGAACCCGGAUUCAGGUGUGAACUUGAUUCCAGAGAUUUUUCUAUAAAGAUUGUUCAAAUCUGUAUGUGAGUUUUAACGACUUAUUUUUUAAAAAAAAACUGGCGCAGGUGGAUCCAAGCCUGCGUGUUCCUUUUUUUUUUUAAUUUAUCCAAAGUUCUUUCUCUCAAAAAGUAUGCAUGUGGUUAUCGAUUGGUGUACGCGUGCCCAUUUUCUCUCAGCCUUAUGCAAAUAAUAUGCAAGAAAUGCAGAAAACUUGAAUAAAACGGGUCAUUGCAGAGGGAAAACGGAAAAAGCUGAUUGGUCGUUUUUGAGGGGGGAAAGUUGUUAGCCAUUCCAUUAAAAGAAAAAUAAAAAUAAAAAAGAACAUGUGUUCCUAAACCUUGAACAUGACAUGCACAAAAACUAGAGAGGGUUUUAGAAGUCGGUGGAUCUGUAAAAUGAUGAUUCUUAUCUUAAAAGUACAGUGUUCUGAUGGAUUAGAUUAUUUUUUCAUAAUCAACCCUGUUCGGUUUGGUUUUUUUACAAAAAUUAUUUAGCAUAAAGGGAUUUUUUUUUUUUUUUUUUUUGUAAAGUGGUGUAAUUUUUGCAAUAUUGUGUGAAAUUCUCUCCCCAGCCCCGUUCCCAGAGCCAGCCCCCCUGCCCUUGGCGAAAGUCUUGCCAAGCAGUUUCAACUCCUUGCAAAAGAGAUCCUCAGUUUUGGCCUGGCCAAGAUGGCCCCCGAUUCCUCCCAGCCUCCUUAUUUUUCAGUCUUGCUAGUCAACCUGCCUUAAAUCCUGGGAAAGCCAGUGAAGCGAUUCAUUAAGUGAGCCAAGAAAUGAGAUUCAUUUGGUUUUGCUUAGAAGUGGAAUGAAUGUGCUGGAAGGGACCUCAGAGGUCUUCUAGUCCAGCCCCCUGCUCUUCUCAAGCAGGAGAACCUAGACCAUUUCAGACAGGUGACUGUCUAGGGCUCUUUUAAAAACAUCCAGUGAUGGAGCGCCCACGAUUAUUUUCCUUUCCAUUCCUUCCCCGGCGCAUUGUCCCUUCCUCAUACAGACAGUCCUUGGCUUACGACCACGAUUGAGGCCAAAAUUUUGGUUGCUAAGCGAGACAUUCGUUAAGUGAGUUUUGCCCCAUUUUACAACCUUUCUUGCCACAGUCGUUAAGUUAGUCACACGGUUGUUAAGUGAAUUCGGCUUCCCCUAUGGACUUUGCUUAUCAGAAGGUUGCAAAAGGGACUCCGGGACUCUGCGGCCGUCAUAAAUAUGAGCCGGUUGCCAAGCGUUCGAUCACGUGACCAUGGGGCGUAAGCAUGAAAAACGAUCGUCAGUCACUUUUUUCAGUGCCAUUGUAACUUCUUGUAAAUCAAGGACUUCCUGUAUACUAUCAGCAGAGAACUUGAAAACUCCAUUUCUGAAUCUUCAACCAGGUUGAAGUACAGUCUGGAGUGAGAUUGUUUGGGGACAAUGCAUUUCUCCCCCCUCCCCCUUUUUUUUUUUAUUUUUUUAUCCUGCUCCUUAUCCUUGCUUGUAAGCCUCCUAGUGUUGAUGUAGCGAGGAGGGCCGUAUAAAUUUCCGAAAUAAAUUCCCCAAUAAACCUGGCUUCCUCUCAAAUCUCUGAACUCACAAGACAGUCGGUUGGAAUUUUUUAUUAUUAUUUUUUUAUUCCUCCAAAGCGGACAACCGCUUCAUGCACCAGGAAUUCGGCAGACUUGACUUCUCACCAGCGUUUACUUGGAGAGUAAACAGCUGUUGUCUUGAGCAACAUAUUUGAGCCAUGAUGUUUUUCUCGUAGAGUUAGGAAGGGGUAGAAAGUACAUUGGAGCUAGUUAUUGCUAGGGCGGGAAGAAGACCUUAGAAAUUAAGGUUUAUUCCCUCUUUUUUUAAAGGGGUUUGCAGAGAAGCCACACCUAUGCGAAGGGUGGGGAUUAUGGCGCGAUCCUAUGCAUCUUAUUCCAAAAGAAAUCUCAGCCUUUCACUGGCGCGCUCUGGUCCCCAAGUUAUAAGGCUGGCUUGUGAAAGUGACCCUUUUUACAGACUAGCUCAGGGGUCUCCAAACUUGGUAGCUUUUAAGACUUGUGGACUUCAAUUCCCAGAGUUCCCCAGCCAGCAUAACAUAGCUGGCUGGGGAAUUCUGGGAGUUGAAGUCCACAAGGCUUAAAGUUGCCAAGUUUGGAGAACCCUGUACUAUAUAGAUAGAUAGAAAGAUAAAUAGAUAGAUAGAUAAACAGAGUGAUAUAUGUUAAAUGUUGGAAGUCUUACCGAUGGGCAAAAGGCAGGCUGGCCUCCUGUUGAUCUCAACCAAUUACUUAAUAGGACGUGUUAAUACACAAAGUUUUAAAAACUGGAGUUUCUCCCCCCCCUUUCUUUUUUUUUAAAAAAAUCCGUAAUACAUUUCACUGACAACUAAAAAAAAAAAAGUGAAAUAUAUGAGGAAAAGUCUUAAAUUUUCCCUUCCUCCUGAAAGGAUGUACCGAAAUUAUUUUUACCACGUUGCCUGAUCAGGCCUUAGAAUAUAUUGUAUGUUUAAGACUGUAGUAAUUUUUUUAAGGAAAAGAUACCUAUUAUUAGUUGAUAGCCUAAAAAUAAUUGUAAAUAGAAUUUAAAAGACGUUGUUAAUAGGCUACAACAAGUUAAUUCAUGUUGCAUUACUUUCCAUUUAUUUUAUUGUUCGUUUUAACAGAUUUUAUUAUUGCUUUCAUAUAUAUAUAUUUAUAUAUGCACAUAUAUGUGCAUGUAUACAUAUAUAAAUAUAUAAUCUUUAGUAACUAAUGAAUUUAAUUUUUGAAGGAGAGUUAGAGAAUGUUAAGAUUUUUAAAUACAUGUAUUCAACUCUUUUAGUUAUCUUCUAAAAACAGCAACACUGAAGCGCAUGCCAAGUUAAUAGAAAACAGAAAAAAUACAGUCCAUAAUUAGUUUGUAUAGUUUACAGUUUAAGAACAAACGGAAGAAUUAACUUUGUAUGUAACUCCUUACAAUGAUAGAUUCAUUGUUAACUAAUUAUAAUUAAGUUGUUGUUGCUAUGGCAACAAAACUACAACAUGGCUACCUUUGUAUACAUUAUUUGUGAAAUUUUCACAUGUAAAUUUAAAAAAAAAAAGUAAUGUGUAACAGUAUGGGUUUGUUUAAGGUACAGUUCAAUACUGUCGGAGAAAUAUAUGACUGAAUAUUUUUAAAAUCCCAAAGUCCCAUGUGAACGCUGGAUUUGUGUCUUCGACGUCACUUUUUCAGUCAAAAGUUUACAACACAUGGAUUUAGAGUCAGGUUUUAUAGCUUGUAGAAAUUGUUGUGUGGGUUGGGUUAUUCCACAGUAUUUUUCUCGGUGAGAGAAAUGAGAGAAAGGGUUGCCACGCAUUAGUUCCAUUUCCAAAUAGUAGAUAUUUUGGAAAGCGGAAUACAGAAUUCGGUCCACAGAUUCCCAGAAAGGUCCAAACAAAAUCAAGGGAACGUAGUAUUCUGCAAAAUUGAGGCCUUUUUCAUUUGGUUGGACUUGAUCUCAUUAAAUCUGCAUUGAAUUUUGCAGCCGUUGCCUUUUUUUUGUCCCUUUGUGAGGGAUUUCCCCAAUGAGAAACCAGUGGAUUUUUUUCCAAUCCUUGACGUUUUAAAAAUCAUCUGCCUAAGAGAAUCAUGUUCUGAGCCCAUGAAAUAAGGAUGUCCAAAUCAGGACCAGGAAAGAAAGACAAAUCUAUAUUUUUAUUUAUCAGCAGAAAAAAAAAGGAAGAGUUAAAAUAUGUAUGAGACACACAAACACACACACACACCUCAAAAAAAUACUGUGGAAUAACUCUGUGACAGUGUUGAAGAAACCAAUAUGCUGCAGUUAAAACUGAUUCAGUUGGUGUACGAAUGUGUGUGAGAAGUCUUUUUGCACUUAUGUACAUAGUCCACGAAAGAAAUCCUUGGAACUUAUUUUGAAUAUAUUAAAAAAAAAAAAAGGUCUGUAAUAAUACAAGGUAAAGUUUGUAAAAGAGAUUACUAAGGCUUUGAAAAGGAAGAGAUUUUUUGCUAUAAAACUUAUCUGAACGCAUGAAGUUGCUUUUGCUGUUCUCCAAGCUUUGUAGUUUGCCAUAUAGUUUGUAAUACAGCGGACUGGUCACUUCAACCUGCAGCUCAGAAGAAAACUCCAUAUGGGAAACAAAUACUUGACUUCAAAAUCAGGGUCACCCGCAAAGGUUCCUCCAGGAUGAUUUUCUAGCCACCCCUCUUUUGGGCCUUCCGAGAGGAGAGCCUGCUCCAAAGUGGAGCCCUUUCCGUCAUUCAUUCAUUCGUUCCAGGCUAGGUUUUGAAAUACCAGAAGUUGCCGUUGGAUAGAUCAUCUGUCCCGCCUGCUUCACCCUUAAACAAACCCCCAAAUUGUGGGUCUGGUUCACUCUCAACUAAGGCCUCCCCAGCUCCAGUAGGCUCAUACUGGCUGAGGGAUUCUGGGAAUUGGAAGUCCACAAAGUCUUAAAAGUUGCCAAAUUUGGAGACCCCUGGCUUAGGUUCUCCUAAGCAUCGAGGUCCUGAGAAUGGCUUUGCACAGAAUGUGGAGUUGACCCCAUAAGCCAGGUCCAGUUUUUAAGACAAGGGAACCUUUGCAUAGGCUUGUAACGAUUUUUUAAUAGAAUAACAAGAGUUGGAAGGGACCUUGGAGGUCUUCUAGUCCAACCCCCUGCCCAGGCAGGAAACCCUACACCACUUCAGAUAAAUGGUUAUCCAACAUCUUCUUAAAAACUUCCAGUGUUGGAGCAUUUUCUCACUGUCAGGAAAUUUCUCCUGAGUUCUAAGUUGCUUCAGAGAUCAAUGCCACAAGAAAAUGUACUUUUUUUUUCCUGUCUGGAUGUGCACAAUGUUAUCUGGAAAGAUGCGCAGACGAGUAUGAAUUGCCAGCUCAGAUGCACGUGCUAGCCAAAAAUGGAUAGAUCACAGUGGACUUAACCCAGUUUUAAAAUGAAAAAGCAUUCCAAACUAGGGGUUGGGAAGAGAGAGAGAGGAAGAUAAAUCUUGGUCAAGUUGAGAUGUGAAGUCAAGCUUCAUGGGUGAGUUGGGCGGCUAUAUAACCUUGUUUAAUAAAAGAUAAAAUAAAUAAACGUGCCAUUGAGCCCUCACUGCCAACGCCCAACAUUAAUCUCAGCACCAGGCUUAAAAGUUCAAGAAACUUUGGCCAACCUGACGUCCUCCAGUUGGGUUGACUUUCAACAUUCAGAAGCAGAAACUGGGCUGGUUGGGGAGUAACGUAGAAGAGCUGAAGUGCCACCUGAUCGAAGAAGGACACCCACUUCCUUAAGGCCCCUUCCCCCAGCCAAAGACCCAUCUGCAGGUCCUUCGGUUGGGGGAAGAGGUCUCUUUCGGGGGUGGGUGUCCUUUGAUUGUAAGCGGAGGGAGAGAAGCUCGACUCUUGUAGCCCCCUCCUCCCAGGAAACCUUUGCUGGUGACCCUCAUAGCCACGUGUCCUACAAUCAGAAGCUUCACGCCUUCCAAAGAAGGCCACGCAAAUUAAUCCCCCAAACUGCCAACAGAUCAUAACGAUUGAAAUGUCCAAAAAAGAAAAAGUGGUCUUUUUUUUCCAAACACACAACAGAGGGAAAUCACCUGACGUAGAAUUUACAUGGUUUCAGAUCUUUGUUACUGUACACAGAUGCUAUUUGAUAGUUGUGGAAGCCAAAUGAUUUUGUUGCCAUGGCUCUUGGUAUCCAAACGGCUGAGGGGACGACUUCUUCUGUUGCCUUCAUACGGGGAGGGGAGGAUAUUUCUGUUCAACUCGUUUUACAGUCACCGGGACCAAAAAUAAAACCUUCCAAAAUUCAGAAUGCCAAAACAACCUACUAUUGUGGCGAGGGUGAUUUAUUUUUUUUUAUUUUUUUUAAGGGAGGCCAGAUUUUAGUGCAGAAAUGUGAAUUCUGCUACAAAGAAAUCCAUGAUCAACAGCAGAUUUUUUUUUCUUUAAGCCAGAAAACCUCAAUCUUUGUCCAGGUUUCAAAUGCUUAAUUCAGACUUUUGCAUAAAAUCAAGAGGAGGAGGAGAGGUUUUUGAUCCUAAAGUCUAAUUUUUUUGUAAUUAUUUGGCUUGGGUCUCCCCCCCAAAAAACCCCGGCCAAUUUUGAAAAUUAAAAAAAAAAAGAAAGCUAAAAUGGUUGAAUAAAAAAUAUAAUCUUGCAAGGGACCAAAAGGAGACUCGGUAGAAAUCAGUUGAUUCGCUUUCAAUCUGGUUCCAUCGUGAUGCAAAUCCAGAUUAGUUCCAGUCUGUAAAAUUCAAGGCCAACAAGAAGAGAUCAUUCCCUCAGUUGUUAUGGAUGGAAUAUAUGCUUUGAUGUUUUUAUUUUUUUCCUUUUCGCCACAUUUAUAUUGCUAGAGUGCUUGUUUGUGCUUUCUAGAAACAUUGCAUAAUGCAACUCAUUUUACUAUGUUACUUCUAUAUUGUUAUUGUUUAUUUUUUUUCUCCCGGAUCUUUUAAUAAAGUGUAUAAAAUUCUCUCUGUAUGUUUUUUAUGAACCUAUAUCAACACAUUUAAUAAAUAGGACUUUACUUUUUAA